GGAGCGGCCCGACGCACAGCACCGGCGCCUGCCGCCUCCCGCCCCAGCUUUCCUGAGGCGGCCGUACAAUCCUCGGCAGUGUCCUGAGACUGUAUGGUCAUCUCAGCCUCCGCGUCUGCCCGGCCCCGGACUCUGCCAACUCCGGUCGUUUUCAAGCCACUUCUUGUAUUUUGAAAACCCAGAAAAGCGACUCCUGACUCCUUUUCGAAGGAAAAAGAAACUUCAGCCCCCUGCUCGCUGCCCACCGCCCCCAACUUUUUUUUUUUUUUUUUUUUUUUGCGUUUGACAGCGUCCUUCCACUCCUUUCCCGACCCCGCCUCCCGGUACAGGUUCCUCCCCGUCACCGUUCUCCACCCCCUUCCCCCGCACCAAGCCUGCCGCCCGCAACUUCCACCUGACCGUGCGGACGCUCGGGACCUGCGAGCACCUGGCACCUUUCACAUCGGCGUGGGCCUCGAGGAGUGGGCUAGGGCCACAGCGAAAGUAGCGGCUGCAGCCCGCGCUGGCCCUGGAGCUCAGGUGCUCGGAGCCUCAAAGGGCCCCAGCGACAAUGACAGCUGACAAGGAGAAGAAAAGGAGCAGCUCCGAGAGGAGGAAGGAGAAGUCCCGAGAUGCAGCCAGGUGCCGGCGGAGCAAGGAAACAGAGGUCUUCUAUGAGCUGGCGCAUGAGCUGCCCCUGCCGCACAGCGUGAGCUCGCACCUGGACAAGGCCUCCAUCAUGCGGCUGGCCAUCAGCUUCCUGCGCACGCACAAGCUCCUGUCCUCUGUUUGCUCUGAAAAUGAAUCUGAAGCCGAUGCUGACCAGCAGAUGGACAACUUAUAUCUGAAAGCCUUGGAGGGUUUCAUUGCCGUGGUGACCCAAGAUGGUGACAUGAUCUUUCUGUCGGAGAACAUCAGCAAGUUCAUGGGACUCACACAGGUCGAGUUAACAGGACACAGUAUCUUUGACUUCACUCAUCCCUGUGACCAUGAGGAGAUCCGUGAGAACUUGAGUCUCAAAAAUGGCUCUGGUUUUGGGAAGAAAAGCAAAGACAUGUCCACAGAGCGGGACUUCUUCAUGAGGAUGAAGUGCACGGUCACCAACAGAGGCCGCACGGUCAACCUCAAGUCAGCCACCUGGAAGGUCUUGCACUGCACGGGCCAGGUGAAGGUCUACAACAACUGCCCCCCUCACAGCAGUCUCUGCGGCUGCAAGGAGCCGCUGCUAUCCUGCCUCAUCAUCAUGUGUGAGCCGAUCCAGCACCCAUCCCACAUGGACAUCCCACUGGACAGCAAGACCUUCCUGAGCCGCCACAGUAUGGACAUGAAGUUCACCUACUGCGACGACAGAAUCACAGAACUGGUUGGUUACCACCCUGAAGAGCUGCUUGGCCGCUCAGCCUAUGAGUUCUACCACGCACUGGACUCAGAGAACAUGACCAAAAGCCACCAGAACUUGUGCACCAAGGGUCAGGUGGUGAGCGGCCAGUACCGGAUGCUUGCCAAGCAUGGGGGCUACGUGUGGCUGGAGACACAGGGGACGGUGAUCUACAACCCUCGCAACCUGCAGCCCCAGUGCAUCAUGUGUGUGAACUACGUCCUGAGUGAAAUUGAGAAGAACGACGUGGUGUUCUCCAUGGACCAGACAGAGUCACCGUUUAAGCCGCACCUGCUGACCAUGAACAGCAUCUUUGAUAACAGUGGCAAGGUGGCUGUGUCUGAGAAGAGCAACUUCCUAUUCACCAAGCUGAAGGAGGAGCCCGAGGAGCUGGCCCAGCUGGCACCUACCGCAGGAGAUACCAUCAUUUCUCUGGAUUUCGGGACCCCGAACUUUGAGGAGUCCUCAGCCUAUGGCAAGGGCAUCCUGCCCCCAGGCCAGCAGUGGACCGGAGAGGUGAAGAGCCACGGCACCCACAGCGAGGCCGGGAGCCUGCCCGCCUUCACCGUGCCCCAGGCGGCCGCCUUGGGGAACAGCACCCCCAGUGCCAGCAGCAGCAGCAGCUGCUCCACGCCCAGUAGCCCUGGAGACUAUUACACAUCUCUAGAUGACAAUCUGAAGAUUGAAGCAAUCGAGAAGCUCUUUGCCAUGGACACAGAGGCGAAGGACCAGUGUGGCACCCAGACUGACUUUAACGAGCUGGAUUUGGAGACCCUGGCACCUUACAUCCCCAUGGACGGAGAGGACUUCCAGCUUAGCCCCAUCUGCCCUGAGGAGAGCCUCCUGCCGGAGACCCCCCAGUCGGCCCCCCAGCACUGCUUCAGCACCAUGUCAAACAUCUUCCAGCCACUGGCUCCGAUGGCCUCUCACAGCACCUUCCUCCUGGACAAGUAUCAGCAGCAGCUGGAAAGCAAGAAGACGGAGCCUGAGCAGCGGCGUGUGUCCUUCGCCUUCUUUGAUGGUGGGAGCAAGGUGUCCCUGCUGCAGUGCUGUGGCCAGACCUACACCCCUCUCUCCUCCAUGGGAGGCAUAUCCAACACCCAGUGGCCCCCUGACCCACCAUUACAGCUGGGGCCCAUGAAGUGGCCCGGUGAAGACCAGCACGCAGAGGCCAUGGGGACAGCGCCCCUGGGGCCCCCCACCGCCACACCCCAUCUCGCCAUGUUCAAGAAGAGGUCUGCCAAGGGCUUCGGGCCUCAGGGUCCAGACGUGAUGAGCCCAGCCAUGAUUGCCCUCUCCAACAAGCUGAAGCUGAAGCGACAGCUGGAGUACGAGGAGCAAGCCUUCCAAGACAUGAGUGGGGGGGAUCCGCCAGGCAGCAGCACCUCGCAUUUGAUGUGGAAAAGAAUGAAGAGUCUCAGGGGUGGUGGGACCUGCUCUUUGAUGCCGGACAAGCUGCCAAAUGCAAAUGUCCCUAAUGAUGAGUUCAUCCAGAAUCCCGUGAGGGGUAGGAGCCAGCCCCUGAGACACUUAUCACCACCACAGCCUCCAUCUGCCACGAGCCCGGGGGAGCCCACCAAGAGUGGGUUCCCCCCGCAGUGUUACGCCCCCCAGUACCAGGACUACAGCCUACCAGCGGCUCACAAGAUGUCAGGCAUGGCAAGCCGGCUGCUCGGACCCUCGUUUGAGCCCUACCUGCUGCCGGAAUUGACCAGAUAUGACUGUGAGGUGAACGUUCCUGUUCCCGGAACCUCCACGCUCCUCCAAGGAGGGGAUCUCCUCCGAGCCCUGGACCAGGCCACCUGAGCCAGGGCCGCCCACCGACAGAAACCCUUCCCACGCCGUCCCACCAGCUUCACGUUCUCCGUCUGUUUUUUGCAACUAGGUAUUUCUAACACCACCACACUUUUUACAAGAUAUACUCACCUGGCAAACUUGUCCAGGUCACCGAGUAGUGGCCUUUUUCUGAAGAUGCUCACUUUAUUAUCCAUAUUUUUAAAAUAUAAUUGUUUUACCUAUGUUUUGCUCUGUCAGUGGAAAUGUUCUUAAAUUUUAUAAGAUUUUUCUUUCCCCAAAUCCUAAUUUAUAAUAUUCAUGGGUCUCUCUCACACACAAACAAUAUUCAUAUUAACAAGUUUGGUGUAUGUAUGUUCUCCUUUCGGGAAAGCUUUGGCUUCAUUUAACUAAAACUAGAUUUUGUUGUUGUUGCCAAAGAGAAACAAAAUAAUCUUGCUUUCUAAGCUUGAUUUUUGGCCUCUCUCAGCCCUCCUUUCUUUUUUAAAACUAAUCACUGUAUUGUAAAUGUCCUUUUUUUUUUUUUAAGCCAACUCUUUGUUCUAAUUUUGAUAUGACUUUUGGGGGUAAAAAAAGAAAUGAAAUGUGAAGGGUAAACUCCAUUGUGUGUGGUUAUCUAUGAAAGUUGCACAGUACGGCUUUUCUUAAACUGGUGUUUUUCCCCUGCAUUUGGUGGAUUUUUUUUUAAUUAUUAUUCAAAAGCAUAACUGAGUUUUUUAAGAAAGAAAAUUUAUAUCUGGGUUAAGUGUUUAUCAUAUAUAUGGGUACUUUGUAAUAUCAGAAACGGAAAUGGAAUCCUGCUCACAAAAUCACUUUAAAAUCUUUUUUAAGCUGUUUGAUCUUCUUUCUGAUGUUGCUGACACUGCAGAAUUGUACAGAACCCCCACGGGCCUGUACUAACCUUGCUCAAGGUCUCUCGCUGUUGGCUUUUUGCUUUCGGGAUAUGCCAUAGGCGUGACAAAUAAUCCAGAAAGUGGAAUCAUUAAGUGGGAGCAUUGCGAGCUGUCUUCUCCUCGUGUUCUAUAUGUAUUUUGUAUGUAUGUAUGUAUGUAUUAUUAUUACUGCCAAGAGGGUCUGAUGGCACGUCAGGGGUGGGGGUGGGACGAUCUAAGGGAGGGGAAGUGCUUUAACUCUUCUUAAGAUUUUGUUGCCAGCCCUUCAAGUGCACUGAGCUAUGUGACUCUAAAGGUCUUUCAUGGGGCACAUUUGGAUACUUCCAGAACUACCAUGAGGUGGUUUAGAUGGGAAUUCAUGACACGGUGCAGAUUCAGAAACAGUAUAGUGAUCCAGUGCACGUCCCGCUCACCACCUUGGAGCCCAUGGAGUUCAACCGGGGGUGGGGUGAAGGUGCAGAAAGGGGGCCCUUGGUCCUGACCAGCCUCAUCCUCAUAGCCCCUUGCCAAUGGGGCCGGGCCCUCAGAUCACCCUGCAAUGUCAAGGUGCAGCAAGCAGCCCUCCGGGGAUGGCCCCUGGGCCUCCUUGAGGUCUGUCUGUUCCCAGAAGUGACGUAUAUAGGUAGGAGGCACUGAAAACAGUCUCCUAAAAGUGCCUUGUAACUCACCAGGUAAGAGGGACAGCAUCACUUGUUUUCAGAAUACUAGCCACUUGGAACUCUUCCAUCAUGGGUACAACGACAAAGUUUCUAGAAACACAAAAAGCAAAACACAGCAAACCGAGAAUCUGGUAAGCCUGGAUGAACUUACUGCCCAAAACAAAACAAAAUUUAAGUUUCAAAAGAAAAAUGACCUAGUCACUGUGUCGCCCAAAUUGUCCUUUAGCACCGCAGCCCUGCCGCACGCUCAGUGGGCGGCACAGCCUGAGGGCCACUGACGUGUAAGCGCUGGUGUUUGAUUUCUGUGUUUGCCUCAGCGUUACGGGCAUUUGACCCUUGCAGUUUUACUAAAACACUCUGAAAAAAUAUUCCAAGCUUCAUAUUAACCUUAUCUAUCAACAUAAUGAUUUCGUGAACAUUAUUAUUUUGUCAAAUUCCUACUGACGUUAUUACUAUAUGGGAGCUUAACUUGAUAAGGAAAUGUAUUUUGACACUGCUAUCUUAUUAAAGUAUUCUGGUCCUCCCA
Molecule: messenger RNA, 5229 nt
Organism: Bubalus bubalis (water buffalo)
Lineage: Eukaryota; Metazoa; Chordata; Mammalia; Artiodactyla; Bovidae
Gene: EPAS1
Product: endothelial PAS domain protein 1
Exons: 16
Coding region: 551-3163 (870 amino acids)
Biological process (GO): cellular response to hypoxia; regulation of transcription by RNA polymerase II
Cellular component (GO): nucleus; cytoplasm; transcription regulator complex
Molecular function (GO): DNA-binding transcription factor activity, RNA polymerase II-specific; protein dimerization activity; RNA polymerase II transcription regulatory region sequence-specific DNA binding
Source: RefSeq, a predicted model, not a curated record